This is a messenger RNA of Bombus terrestris (buff-tailed bumblebee), 5364 nucleotides long. Its product is annotated as ATP-sensitive inward rectifier potassium channel 12. Gene Ontology annotation, biological process: potassium ion import across plasma membrane; regulation of monoatomic ion transmembrane transport. Bases 3094 to 5205 code for a protein of 703 amino acids. NCBI's taxonomy places the organism in Eukaryota, Metazoa, Arthropoda, Insecta, Hymenoptera, Apidae. Gene Ontology annotation, cellular component: plasma membrane. The record is from RefSeq and is a predicted model, not a curated record. The transcript has 10 exons. Gene Ontology annotation, molecular function: inward rectifier potassium channel activity.
AGUGGUUCUCGCGUUGACAGGUUCCGAGCGAGUUUUCGCCGACCACGAGCCACCGAUCGGUCAGUGCUUCGAACAGAGGAUCCACGAUUUCUAGAUCCUCCUCGUACCUCAUUUAACUUUCGCGCUUCGGACGAUUUUCCGGUUCGUUCGAAACAUCGUGGAAUCCGACGCGCCUCUAUUCAAGGAUCGACGACUCCUGGAUUCUCUUGAAAUCUUUUGGAACUCGGUGCUUCGACAGAAAAGGGAUCGAUGAUUUCUGGAUCCUCCUUCGACUUUGUGCAAUUCGACGCUUUGGCAGGCAGAUCGACGAUUUUUGAAUGCUUGUCGAAUAUCGUGAAACCCAGGCAGGAGAAUCGAAGAGGAGAGAACGUUCUUGGAACUUUGUGGAAUCGAUCGACGAGUUCGUGGAUCCUGAAUUCAGCGCCUCGACGAUUUCUCGAUCCACUUUGAACUUGGAUGGUAGGCUGGAAAAUUUCUGGACUCACGUCGGACGUCGCGGAACCCAUCGCUUCGAAGAUGGAAUUUUCGAUCUUUGGUUGCUUUUUCAACAUCGUGGGAUCCCACGUAUAAAAGAACGAAUCGUCGAUCUCUAGAUCCUCUUUCGAUUAGAACGUCGCUCGGAUAGACGAAUUAUCGUGUUCUAAAUUCUUUGCGAAGACUAGUGAAGUGCAGCGCUUGGUAAAAGGGAUCGUUGAUUUCUAGAUCUUCUUCCAACACCGUGGCGCUUCUAAAAAGGGAUCACAGAUGUCUAGAUGAUUCUUGAAUAUCAUCGAGGUACUGUUUCUAAAGUAUUCUCAACGUGGAAUUCAGCAGAGCUAGAAGAAUGAUCGUCACUAUCAAGAAGCAAGAUCCGACUGUGCGAUAUUUUGACGAAAACUUCGGCAAUUCGCAGAUUCACUUCGAACAUACGACUAGCGGAUAGAAAAUCCAGUGGUUGGAAAAAUUGUUCGUUUCUAUAUCUCGUUGAAAUAUCGCGUAAUCCAGUGGUCGAGGAGAAUUUCUAGAUCCAUUUCGAACAUCAUAAAACCCGUCAGCAAGGCGAAACGAUCGCGUUCGUCGAUACGAAACCGCGUGACUCGCGAGGAAAUUCUUAUGCAACGCGUGCAGGACGUGGUGCACACUUUGCCGGUGCUUAGGCGAACGUCAGAGCAGAGAAGGAGAGGAGAACCCGUCGCGAAGAAUUAUGAAUGAUCCUCGGAACGAGGAUGAUCGCGAGCCGGCCCCGUGUACCCGGUUGCUGGAAAUAGCGUGCAAUCUGCGCACGGAAACGCCGACAACUGGACAAAUACGCUUGUUGCUCGCUUCGUUUGCUCUACACCAACGUGCUAUCGUUGAGUCGUGACGAAGAGGUACCUCGGACCGGUUGUAUAACUAUUCAAAGUGAAACUUAAUACAUUGUAGGACAGUGAAUUAGUAAAAUUAGAGGCUUUUUCUCUUACCAAGCCGAGGAUCGUCGCGCAAGUGCUUUGGUUACUCGUUUCGUUAGUUGCGAGCUAAAGUGCUAUCUUCAUCGAAGAAACUUCAAUUACACACAUUAUCCUCGGAACUUGAUACAUUAGUCGGUGUACGCAAGUUAAUUAAACUUCUCUUUCUCUGUCGAUCUGAGAAUCGUCGUAUCGAGGAACGGUUCUUGUUCUCUGUGUUCCAUCGACGUGCUAUCGUUCACUUGCGACGAACAGUACAUGUAAGUAUCUACAGCAAAACUUAAUUGUACAGAGUCGGCAACGGAAAUUAAUUUCCCUUUCUUAUUCGUCAAAAUAUUGCCACGCAAAUGUGAAUAGCAACUUUAUUAUCAUGGUGAUCGUGGUCGACGGAUGCGGAACAGUGAUAAGGAUGACGAAACGAGACGAGAAUAAAUGAUAGCGUAUGUAUAUACGGUCGCGGUUGUACGAGAAAUCGUACGACGUUUUAGCGUGGCCGUGAAACUCGGGACACUACUGUGAAUCUAAAAAGUGUUCGUUUUGCAUUGCAAAUGAAAGAACGUUUCUUUAAAACGUAAUUGUACAACGAACCUGUGCGACACGACGAUGGUGUUAUCGAUGGUUCUAUUCUAUAUCCAACAAAUAUAAUUGACGGUGCUGACCGGUUUGACGAUAGAAAAUUGUAUGUACACGUCGUACUCAGGAAAUAUGGUUAUGAAAUAGAAAAAUGACUGGAAAUGAUUUCGCUGGGAAGAGGUGAGUGGCGUUCGUGGCGAAUCGUAAAUUCAAUUGACGUACAACGCGAUGGUGCUGGUCGUUGAGAAACGUGUUUCAGAUUAUCGUUCGAUUUACAAUCUAUGAAUCAGUCACGCUGGCGACAAAAAUCAUCGUAGAAACUUCAUGAUCACGGAUAACAACCGUCUCGUAUCUCGUCGUUCAAUGGUGUUCAAAAAUUUGUCACUCUAAAUCUUCGAUCAGAUUCUCGUACGAUGAUGUGGCAGAGGAUAGGCGAGAAACGUUUGCAAAGCAGACGAAAUUAAUUGGUAAGACGAGUGGCCCAUUUCUGGAUUCUCUUUGGACGUGUUCGGGUACAGUGGUUCGACAGAUUUCCAAAUUCUAAAAAGAAGAUUCUCGUCGUCGUUGAUACGACACGAUCGCCGAUCAGCGCCUUGACAAAGGGAUCGUCGAUUUCUAAUCGAUAAUUAAAAGAGUGGGAAAUUUCCAGAUUUGAAUUUUCAAUUUCUCUUCGCGGAAGGACCGAUGAUUUCUAGAUUCUCCUUGAAUUUAUACAGAACGUUCCGACAGAGAAGUGAAAGAUCCAUGCAGCAUCUUUGAACAUCGCGGAGUCAGCGUUUAAACGGAAGAAUCGAAAAUUCCUAUCAUCCUCGUUGAGCUUUGUGAGAUUCGGCGCUUUAACAAAAGGAUCGAUGCUUUCUAGAGCCUCUUUGACUUUUUCCGGGACACGGCGUUUCAACAGAGCCGCUGAAGAUUUCCGCGGCCUCUUUGAAUAUCGUGGAAGCCAGUGCUUAGACAGAGGAACCGACGGUUUCUAGAGAUUCUGUUCGAACGUGGCAUGAAAUUCUUCUUUGUAUCGCGUCGGUAAAUUUGGCGAAGAAACUUUGAAUAGGAGAAGAAAAGAGACACGGGAGGGAAAUCGAGAUCGUUGAACGAAAUGCUCAUGACUGAAAAGGGUUCUCUGACGAAAGAAGGAACCAACGAGGAAUCGGACGAGCAUACGAUCGCCACCGACAACAACACAGUGCCACUGGACGAGUUAUUGGUGAACUCGACGGUUCCUACGACCGCGGUUGCAAUAAAAGUGUGCGAUGACUCCGCGGACGAGGCUGGAAGAGGCAACAACGAGAAGCAGAAACGCGGCAUUCUCAGCAACUUUCAGAGAAGGACAUUCAGCAGGAUCAGCUUCAAGGGAGAGACCGGCCCUUUACUGAGCAGAUACCGGCAAACAAGAUUCAGCUCGCGACGGAUACGCAAAAGAGUGGUUUUCAAGCACGGCGAUUGCAAUGUCGUACAAGGAAAUGUGGCCAAGAGACGGCGCCGUUACCUUCAGGAUAUUUUCACGACGCUGGUGGACGCACAAUGGCGUUGGACUCUGUUGGUGUUCUCCAUGAACUUCCUUCUGUCAUGGCUCGGUUUCGCCCUGAUAUGGUGGCUGAUAGCGUACAGCCACGGCGACCUCGACCUAGAAAAUCAGAACAAUCCAAACAUAACGUUCACACCGUGCAUCAGGGAGAUUCGUGGAUUCACCAGCUCCUUCCUAUUUUCCAUCGAGACGCAGCACACGAUCGGGUACGGGUCGAAACAUCCAACAGACGAGUGUCCAGAGGCAGUGUUCGUGAUAUGCAUCCAGUCAAUGACAGGUGUGAUCCUUCAGGCCUUCAUGGUCGGCAUAGUUUUCGCGAAACUGUCCCGGCCAAAGAAGAGAACGCAGACGUUGCUGUUUUCAAGGAACGCUGUGAUCUGUCAGAGGGAUGGACAACCCUGUUUGAUGUUCCGUGUCGGUGACAUGAGGAAGAGUCACAUCAUCGAGGCUCACGUCAGAGCCCAGAUGAUCAAAAGGAAGGUUACCAGAGAAGGAGAACUGCUGCCGUUCUUCCAAACAGAAUUGAAAGUGGGCGGCGAUGGCGAGGAGGACAAGAUAUUCUUUAUUUGGCCAACGACGAUCGUUCACAAGAUCGACGAAAAGUCGCCUCUUUAUCAUAUAUCAGCCAGCGAUAUGCUCAGGGAACGAUUCGAGAUUAUCGUCAUGUUAGAAGGUGUCAUCGAAUCAACUGGCAUGACCACUCAAGCCAGAAGCUCGUACCUGCCGUCUGAAAUUUUAUGGGGACACAGAUUUGAACACAUAAUCACGUUCAAAAAGGAGACUGGGGAAUACGAAGUGAACUAUUCAUUGUUCAACAAUACGUACGAAGUUGACACGCCAUUAUGUUCAGCGGCUGAUUUGGACAAACUUAGGACGAUGCAACGAUCGAAAGGAGGUAUUUCAGAACGUGCGAGCAACAGCGGAUUCGCUCAUUAUCGCGAUGCGUCGAGCAGUUCUUUGACCACCGGAUCCGGUUCCAGCCUAGCGUCGUCAACAGGCGGAUUGCACAUGAACGUGCCGAUGACGCUCACUCCGAUUCCAGUUAUGAUCACCGGCCCUGACGGUUCUCUUAGACGCGAGAGCAUGCAAAGCGCGCAAACUGACUUGAAGCAGUCCAUAUUUUACACGCACAACGAGUUCCUGGACGGUGAUCCGCACGUUUUAAAUCAUUAUUCCCACGAGGAACUAAGAAACCAAGAGGAUUAUGAUCGUGUAUUGGAAGACAUAAACGCGACCUUAAGGAAAAAUCGGGCACCGAGUAAGGAAGAUAGAAGAAUACACAGAGAACCGUCCAAGUGUACCUUAGACUCUAGGAAGAGCGAGUCGAGAGACACGAUAAAGAGAUCCAGUUCUAGGACAACGAUGGAUCAAAUUCCAGUUACCAGCUCCCUAUCGAAGUCACCAUCGCGACAGCAUUUAGAUCCCAGACAUACCAAGUUCGCGGAAUCCUCGGAAGCGUAUCGCGAACCUUCGCCUCAUCCUCUCACCUCCUCGAGGUCCAGCCUGGGAGAGAAUCACAAGGGCCCGCAGAAAAAAACCAGCUUCAUCUUAGGCGACGUCGAACACCACGUGAUAGAUAUGGAGCCUAUGAAGGAGUUUCCCGCUCGUAACGCGUUGGAGGGCGAUUCAUCCAAAACGAAUCAUCUUCCUAGGCACGCUGUUUUCUAUCAGGAACAAGUGUAGGGACGAGGUAUGGUGGGAUUCCGCGAACGGAAGGGCGGUGUGAAUGCCGGUGGAAAGUGAGAGGAAACGAAGAAACGAUGGCAGAAAACGGAACUUUGCUCUCCAACGGCCGUCAGUCAUCGUCGCGUGGACACUUCCAGCGACUUCAUUCAUCCUGGA